AUGCUAUUGAACAGACGUGAAACAUUGGGAAACGAAAAUGCAAAUCAUGCAGUCAUCAUGGAGAAUGCAUCAUUUUCCUGGGAAGGUACUCCUUCUUUGGUAUCUCUCCAUCUCAAAAUCAGAAGUGGUAACCUGGUUGGAGUGAAAGGUGCUAUCGGUGCUGGCAAGUCAGCGCUACUAGCUGCUAUUCUCGGAGAGAUGAAUCUUAUCAGUGGCAAUUUAAAACUCUAUGUUAAUUCGAUUUCGUACGCUCCGCAAUCGGCGUGGAUAUUUGCUGACACUAUUCGAGCUAAUAUUCUUCUUGGUAAACCAAUGGAUGAAGAACGUUACAAAAAUGUGAUAAAGGCCUGUUGUCUUGACAUUGAUCUGCAUGGUUUUGGCGAAAUUGGUGAUUUAUUGAUGAUUGGUGACAAAGGUGUUAAUUUAAGUGGAGGACAAAAAGCUCGAAUAUCACUCGCUCGUGCUCUCUAUGCUGAUGCUGACUUGUAUUUACUCGACGAUCCACUGGCAGCCGUUGAUCCAAAGGUGGCAAAAAAUAUUUUUGAUCAAUGCAUUGGUCCUCGUAGCCUUCUUCGCGGAAAGACUCGAAUCUUGGUUACGCACCAGACACAUUUCUUAGUUGAAACAGAUCAAGUAAUUCUCUUAACAUACGGUCGUCUAGAUGAAUUAAAUAUUGAACAACGUCCUACUAUUGAACCUUCGAAUGAUUCAUCAGAAUCUGACUCAUCACACGGCAAGGAGACACUUUGGGUAGUUAACACGGAUCUGAACGAUGAGAAUUCGAUUGUAAAGAGUGAGACGUCAGUUGACGGUGAUGUAAAGUGGAGUAUUUGGCUAGAAUUAUUUACUUCGCCACCUUUAAGUUGGUUUGGCCUUUUUCUUAUGAUCAUCUUUAUGCUUGGUAGUGAGGCUUUGUACGAUUUUACAAAUAGUUGGCUUGCGCUAUGGUCUGCAGAAGAUGAAAAAAAACAACGCUCAUCAUAUUAUGCUUACGUCUAUCUUGGUACAAUCAUUGCGACAUUGAUCGUUGCAUUGAUACGUGCUGGCUAUAUCUUUUAUAUUAUGCUGCGUGCUGUAGCGUUGCGUCAUCAGAUCGAUCCAUCAGCAGCAGCACUUAGUAUCAGUUAUUGCAUCACUUUAACGGGUCUCUUUCAAUGGUCUAUGCGACAAUCAGCCGAAGCGGAAAAUUUCAUGACCAGCGCUGAACGUGUUCAUGAAUAUGGUCAACUACUGCCAGAAAGUCAUCAACACAGUCAGAAAAGCAAUGUUCUAAUUCAACCAACAAGUGAUUGGCCAUCUCGGGUAAUGACACAUGAUUCAGCAGUUAAAAUUUUGAGUACAGGACAUAUGAAGCUAAUUCUACCUGUAGUUGACUUCAAACGUUUAAUUGAAGCGAUUGGUUAA
Molecule: messenger RNA, 1404 nt
Organism: Rotaria sp. Silwood1
Lineage: Eukaryota; Metazoa; Rotifera; Eurotatoria; Philodinida; Philodinidae
Source: the annotation of a GenBank genome assembly